Messenger RNA from Cynocephalus volans (Philippine flying lemur), 1080 nucleotides. RefSeq names its product histone-arginine methyltransferase CARM1-like. Bases 136 to 1080 code for a protein of 314 amino acids. NCBI's taxonomy places the organism in Eukaryota, Metazoa, Chordata, Mammalia, Dermoptera, Cynocephalidae. The record is from RefSeq and is a predicted model, not a curated record. Gene Ontology annotation, biological process: peptidyl-arginine methylation. The transcript is spliced from 10 exons. Gene Ontology annotation, molecular function: protein-arginine N-methyltransferase activity.
UUCAAUGCAUUUUUAAAUACCUUGAAAAAAUGCCAGAAUCAGAAAAAGGAAAAUUCAGUGUUCGGCCAGCGGACAGAAGAAGCGUCUGCUGCACAAUACUUCCAGUUUUAUGGCUGCACUUCCCAGCAGCAGAACAUGCUGCAAGAUUUCGUGAGAACAGCCACUUACCACAGAGCCGUCCUCCAGAACCGUAUUGACUUUAGAGACAAGGUUGCUCUAGAUGUCGGUUGUGGAUCAGGAAUACUGUCUUUUUUUGCUGUACAGGCUGGAGCUAGGAGGGUUUAUGCAGAUGAAGCCAGUUCGGUAGCACGAUAUGCUGAGAUGCUAGUGAAAAAUAACCACCUUUCAGACAAGAUCAUUGUUUUGCCAGGAAAAAUUGAAGAAAUCUCACUUCCUGAGGCUGUAGAUGUGAUAAUUUCUGAACCAAUGGGAUACAUGCUCUUCAAUGAAAGGAUGCUGGAGAGUUACCUUCAUUCCAAACAAUGGCUAAAAUCAAAUGGAAUGAUGUUCCCGACAUUCGGCGACGUCCACUUGGCCCCCUUUUCUGAUGAAAAGCUCUACGUGGAACACUACUCCAGAGCCAACUUUUGGUACCAGCAGUGCUUCUGUGGGGUCAACUUGUUCAGUCUCCAGGGUGUGGCAGUGGAGGACUACUUCAGACAGCCAAUAGUAGACACAUUUGAUAUUAGGAUUUUGAUGGCUUGGACAGUCAAAUACCCAGUAAACUUUAUGGAUACAGAAGAGGAAGAUCUACACAGAGUAGAAAUCCCCUUUGUGUUUCAGAUGGUGCAGUCUGGCCUUAUCCAUGGACUGGCAUUCUGGUUUGAUAUGGCCUUUGUUGGAUCUCUGGUUACGGUUUGGCUGUCAACAGCCCCAGCCGAGCCUCUGACGCAUUGGUAUCAGGUGCGGUGUCUUCUUCGGACUCCCCUCUUUGCCAAGGAAGGGGAGACUGUCUCUGGGACAGUGCUGUCUGUAGCCAAUAAACGACAGAGUUAUGACAUUCAGAUCGUGGCGCUGGUGAACCAAACAGGCUUCAGAUCUGGGAACAUCCUCGAUUUAAAGAAUCCAUUCUUUAGGUAA